AUGUGGACUGAGGUCUUACUAUCUACCGUAUACUCCUAUUGUUUCCAACACGCCUCUCAAGGCUUCUCUCACAUCGAUUCUUCCCGUGAUCUAAGCUUUACUGUGUCUACGACACCUAGUCAAGUUGUCAACGGUAUCGGUGCGAGCGGGGCAUGGUGGCCGAAUGACGUGUUCAACUUCCCCGAGAGCGUGCGUGAACAGGUCGCAGAACUCCUCUUUGGCCCAUCUGGCGCAGGCUUGUCCUCGUACCGCUACAAUGUCGGAGGAGGAGGCAUUGGUGUCAGCAACCCAACGCGUGCACCUGAGACAUUCUACGUUUCGCAAGGUGUAUACAACUGGUCUGCCGAUGCAGCGGGUGUGUAUUUCCUACAGAAAGCCUCGCAGUACGAAGUCCCGCAAAUCACCGCCUUCGUGAACUCGGCCCCGACGACAAUGACCAGUAACAAACGCUCCUGCGGUGGGACGCUCGUAGAUGCACAGAUUCCAGCUUAUGCCCAGUAUCUCGCCGAUGUGAUUUCCCAUUGGAAGGAGGAAGGUGUCGUCUUCACUCAUGUGUCUCCGAUGAACGAGCCCGACGAUACUUUUGGGAGCUGCACACAGGAAGGCAUGGAGGUUACGCCUCAGCAGCGCGCAUCGGUUGUCAACACCCUUCGUUCCACCCUCGAUGCUGCCGGCUUGCAGUCCGUCGGCAUCAUGGCCGAUGAGUCAUCCGAGACAAGCAACUUCACUCCUGAAGCACCGGAAUGGAUACCGCAGGUGCAGAAGGGCGCACUUGCAGCUGUAAGCCACCACCAGUACGGGUUUGGCAGCGACGCGGAGGUAGCACAGAUGGGCAGUGUUGGGAGGAACCUUAGCGGUGUGUAUACGUGGUUUACCGAGAUUUGCUGCUUCAAGGCGGCGGAUUCCAGCCAGAAGAACAACCCUGCUGCGCCAUUAGAAUACUCUAGCAUAUACGAACCGACAAUGAUCGGCGCUCUCCAGCUCGGACAGCUUGUCUAUCAAAGUUUCACCCAAGCGAUUGAUGCUCACUUUGACUUCUGGACAUCCCUGUCGAAUAGCAUCGGCUGCGCACCACUUGAUGAUCCAACCUGCCCCACCGUACCAAACUCAGGCGGUUGGAAUGAUGGCCUGGUUGGUGUUGAGCUACUGUACCUUCGGAUUAAACUCAUGGCAAAGCUGCAGAUUUAUUACGAUCCCGAUUAUGCGACGAACCAGAACACCGCUCUGUACCAGACCAAGCGCCUCUUCCUCAUGAAACACUUCGCAAACUUUAUCUGGAUGAAUUCGACGCGCUUCAAUGUCAGCGGUUUGCCAUCGAACGUUUUCGGUAUGGCGUUUAAGAACCCUGCUCAGCAGUCGACGCCGCUUGGCACGGCUCACUCCUCGCUGAUCCUGAUGAACAUGGAGAACAACACAGUCUCCGUCCAGCCCUCGCAGGCAGGGCUUGGUACCUCUAUCGGCAGUGCAAUGACGAGUCCAAGUGUGGAUUGGCAGACUUUCGGGGCCUCCUCAUCUGUUUCGCUUCCAGGCCUGAGUAUCACAACGUUACUGUUCGAGUAGUGGACCGCAAUUUCGCACGUCUUACUAAUGCACUU
Molecule: messenger RNA, 1595 nt
Organism: Phanerochaete carnosa HHB-10118-sp
Lineage: Eukaryota; Fungi; Basidiomycota; Agaricomycetes; Polyporales; Phanerochaetaceae
Product: glycoside hydrolase family 30 protein
Exons: 7
Coding region: 1-1560 (519 amino acids)
Molecular function (GO): hydrolase activity, hydrolyzing O-glycosyl compounds
Source: RefSeq, a predicted model, not a curated record